Messenger RNA from Drosophila ananassae, 913 nucleotides. RefSeq names its product chymotrypsin-2. Gene Ontology annotation, biological process: proteolysis. The transcript is spliced from 3 exons. The record is from RefSeq and is a predicted model, not a curated record. Lineage: Eukaryota; Metazoa; Arthropoda; Insecta; Diptera; Drosophilidae. The coding region runs from base 38 to 838 and encodes 266 amino acids. Gene Ontology annotation, molecular function: serine-type endopeptidase activity.
UGCCGCCAGUCGAUGAGCUCGCAGGUAUAGCCAAAAGAUGUUGCCGAAUCAAGAACUUUGCCUUGUGGGAAUCGCCCUCCUAGCCAUGGUUGGGCUUUCCCAGGCAGCUCCUCCGCUAACUGGCCGCGUGGUAAACGGCACGGAUUCUAGUGUGGAAAAGUAUCCUUUCGUGAUUUCCCUGCGUGGCCCCUCCGGCUCGCAUUCCUGCGGAGGAUCCAUUGUUUCCAAGCAAUUUGCUCUGACUGCCGCCCACUGCACCGCCGGACGCACCGCCGAUCAGCUAUCCAUUCAAUAUGGUGUUACGACCAUCAACUCCACCGGCCCGAAUAUUGUGAAAGUUAAGAAGAUCAUUCAGCAUGAGCUCUACAAUCCUAACAACAACUAUGCCAAUGACAUCUCCCUCCUGCUGGUGGAGGAGCCCUUCCCCCUUGAUGGCAAGACUGUGGCCGCCGUCCAGUUGCCGGAACUCGCUUUCGCCACUCCUCAAACUGAUGCCGGCGGUGAAGGUGUCCUUGUGGGAUGGGGCCUUAACGAGACUGGUGGCUACAUCCAGAACACAUUGCAGCAGGUCGAUCUGAAGGUCUACUCGGAUGAGGAAUGUACCACUCGCCAUAAUGGAAAAACGGAUCCCAGAUACCACAUCUGCGGCGGAGUGGAUGAGGGCGGCAAGGGCCAAUGCAGCGGCGACUCCGGCGGUCCGCUCAUCUACAAUGGUCAGCAGGUGGGCAUCGUGUCCUGGAGUGUCAAGCCCUGCACCGUGGCUCCCUAUCCGGGUGUCUAUUGCAAGGUCAGUCAGUACGUUGACUGGAUCAAGAAAAACCUUAUUAUUUUGGCUUAGUCAUGGAAUUAUCUUUGACGUUUUCAAAAUCAGUUAAAUGCAAUAAAUUAAAUUGAUAAAUUGGCAUUUUUAAAA